AUGCACAGCUGUUAUUACUACUUGAAAAACAAUACUGUUACAGAACAAGACAAAGUGAACCUUCAAGCAUUCCCUGUGAUAUAUCUUCUCGAAAGUGAUGUCAUGGUUAGGGCAAGAGAUAUUGUCAUUGACCUUCAUAAAGAUGAAGCCAUUCGUGGAUACAUUUUCCAACCACCUGUAUAUUUUGGUCAAUUUUAUUCUGUUUUUGAAAGCCUUGGUGCAAGUAAAAAUGUAUCGGCCAAUCAUUAUGCUGAGGUGUUGGAGAAAAUGCACCAAAAACUUGGAACAGAUAAAUUAAAUGCCAAUGAGUGGCUUCUGGUUCAAAAAGCAGUGCUUAUGCUAUUCAAGUGUCUAACAGAUGAUAACUAUGUAUCAGACAUUUCAAUUUCUACCUUGUAUCUCCCAAGCAAAUUGCAUACUCUUGUUUGUGCAAGUGACCUUGUGCUGUCAAACAGCUAUGUACUUCAGACUAGAGUGGAAUCACUGGGUUUGACCUACUUUAUAGGAUUUAAUGAACUCAAGUUAGAUGUAACAGAUCCUGUUGGGAGAAUGCGAUCUCUUCCAGAACGACACAGACCACAGAUAUUAACAUCACUAGUCCAAGAACACAUAACAACCGAAUGUCAGAAGCAGGCUUACACUGGUGUCUAUGCUAGUAAGUAUAUGCGCACUAUAAAAUCAUCUCCUUUUGUCUCUGGUGUCAUCCGGCUUGUUAACCAUCAGCUAAACAUGAAUCACAACAAGCCAAUAUCUGAUGAUCAAGCCAAGCAGAUAGACAACAUGUUCCAGAAUGUACAGCUGUGGGAAGUAAAUGAUUUAAAGACUCAUUUGGUAUAUUCAAAGUCCAUUGUACCAAAUAGUGAAUCCAGCAAGAAAUGUUUUGAGGAAUCAAUUUGCCAUAAAGACACAACUGAGUCUACGAUUUGCUUAUACCUAGACACACGUGCAUGCCAAUGUGAAUCUAAAAUGUGUUGUCAAAUAUCACAAAAAAUUGACAGAAUGUUAAAAGGACAGAUUGGAAGUGCAGCAACACAUAUGGAAAAAAUGCUUCUCAUGGAUGGGGGAGAUAUAGCCUCGUAUUUGGAUGAGCAUGAAAUAAUAUCUUCAAAUUUUAGACAUAACCAGUCUAAUACACCUGUGUUUCCACCACCUGGAACUCUCAUUCCUGAAGAGUUUCACUGGAUGCUUGACAACAAUUUUGAUGUUUUGUUUGAAGAUGAGUAUGUUGGCCUGGAAGUCUAUGAUCCACUGAUUGAUGAAGCAGGAAAAACAGCAGAAGAAUCAUUGAACGCAGUCUACAUUUAUGCUAUUGUCAAAGGCAUUACAAAUAAACAUGCAUGUCCCAUGAUGAUGAUGUAUCUAGUUGAAGUUGGAGAUGGAAGAAUAGAGGAACUACAUGGUACAAAACUGUACAAGUUAUGCAGAGAUAAAAGCAGUACUGGACAAGAACUUGUUCUUUCUAGUGCAUCUCCAUCUUCACCAGAUGAUGCUGAACUUGAUCUAAAUGAAAUCUUGAAGAAAAUUCGCCAGACACUGAAAGAAGCCUGGGCUAGUUUAGAUGUGAAUGGACGAAAGAGGGUAAUCAAACGGUUGUAUCUGAAAUGGCAUCCAGACAAGAACAAUGCAAGUAAAAAAGACCUCUGUACCAAAGUAUGCCAGUACAUUCAGCUUUAUAUGUCCAAACUAGACAAUGGUGAAAGCAUAGAUGAUAUUGAUGAAAAAGACACAAAGCGUCCCCCAACAUAUAAUAAGCACUCUUCGUUCUUUGAUUUUAUGGAUAGAAGGUCUAGUUCACACAGGAGUCAUUACAACAACUACAGGAAACGUAAUAAACACCAGGGUGGCUCAUCC
This is a messenger RNA of Gigantopelta aegis, 1851 nucleotides long. Its product is annotated as sacsin-like. The transcript has a single exon. Gene Ontology annotation, molecular function: Hsp70 protein binding. NCBI's taxonomy places the organism in Eukaryota, Metazoa, Mollusca, Gastropoda, Neomphalida, Peltospiridae. The record is from RefSeq and is a predicted model, not a curated record. The annotation marks the transcript as partial.